UUUCUCUAUCUUCUGCUGGAUUUUUAUCAUUUUUCCGAGGUUUCUUUUCAACGACCAUCCAGAAAACGAACGAUUAACAGAUUCUAGCCAUGACACAACUAAUCAAGCAGAGGAAAUUGGUGUCCCUGGUCACUGGGUGCGUCUCCUCGGCGUUUGGUGUGGUCAAUGUCGUCACAAUGGGGAUAGAGAACGGUAUCACUUUGAAGGACAUCAUUGUAGCAAAUGAAGCAGCCUGUGUGAUAAAGUCGUCGUAUGGAAUGUACACCGUUGGAACAAUCGUUGAGGUUGCCGUGACGGUGUUCGUCGGACUGACGAUUUUCGUCGAAAUGAUGAAAAAGGAUUUCUACUACGUCAAUUUAAUAAGCCACGCCAUAGCAUUUCUGGCGAUUGGUUCUGCUUGCAUUGUUUACGGCGUGAAACUGAACACCAGGAUCACGUGGUACUUUUGGCUCGGCCUGUUGGGAGGUGUCGUUGCCUUCGGAAACUUUCUGUAUUGGUUUUGUACCCAGAUGUUUCGUCGAUAUCUGAAGCGCCACCACCCGGACGAUCCUUUGUUCAGCUUAGGAGGAGAUAAUUUCGCAAACGACAAUGCCUAUAACGAGUCUUACAAUAAUGAAAAUUACGAUGAAACUGGCGAUUAUGUCGAAGGCUAAGAUUUUUUUGUAUCGAUUAUAGAAAUAUAUAUUCACAUUAAAUUUUACUGUACAUGUAAGUAUUUCCAGUAAUAGGUGUGCAUUUUUUCUGGCAUAUUUUUUUUCUUGUAAAAGAAGAAACUGCUCUUCUUAAAAUAGUAUAUAAAAAUAGUAUAUGAUUACCUUGUAUUCAAAUAUGUAACAAGUCUAA
Messenger RNA from Magallana angulata, 843 nucleotides. RefSeq lists its product as uncharacterized. The coding region runs from base 90 to 653 and encodes 187 amino acids. NCBI's taxonomy places the organism in Eukaryota, Metazoa, Mollusca, Bivalvia, Ostreida, Ostreidae. The transcript has 3 exons. The record is from RefSeq and is a predicted model, not a curated record.